Molecule: messenger RNA, 2616 nt
Organism: Daucus carota subsp. sativus
Lineage: Eukaryota; Viridiplantae; Streptophyta; Magnoliopsida; Apiales; Apiaceae
Exons: 5
Coding region: 1-2616 (871 amino acids)
Source: RefSeq, a predicted model, not a curated record
AUGGAUAUUGAUAAAAAGAAUAUUCAAGCUUUUCUAUGGAGGGUUCUUAAUUUUGUAAUAGAAGCUUGUUAUAACAUUGUACAAGCAUAUCCGAAAACUUCUAUUGGAACAAUAACUGUCUUAUUUUUGUAUGUGUUUCUUCCCCUAGUCUUGGUGUUUCUGGUUUGCUGUUUAAUUGCUUGUGGCAUAGGUGUUGUUGUUUAUAGAGUGUACUUUCGUGAUGAUCUUGAAGGAUUUGAUAAGAUUUGGGGAUAUAAAAAAACGGAUGAGAAGUCUCCGAUUACUAGAGAAAAUGAAAUGGGUAAAAAUGUUAUUAGCUUGGGGCAAAGCGAGAAGCCUAGAAGAAGAAAAGUUAAUGAAAAGGAUGGAGAAAGUUAUAAUGCACAAAGAAGCAAUGUGGAGAAAGAUGUUGGACGUCGAGGUGGGACAAAUGAUGAUUUGUUUGAUAAAACUGCGGUGGUAGAGGAAGACUUGAAGGAAAUAAGGGAGGUGAACACACAUCCUGGUAAAAAGAAAGCAAGGCCUCCUUCGCGUCAGACUUCAGAAAUUGUUGCAUCUCCUCCAUUCACUUCUGGUUCUCUGGAAGAGGGUCCAGAUUUUUCUGGUGUUAAAGGGGAAGAUGAAGAUAGUUCAGAUGACUCGGAUGGACACGAGGAUAGGAAUAAGGCUGUAGAAUGGAGUUUUGAUGAUCAAAUGAAUCUCUCACAUGUUGGCAAUAUUGAGAUAGAAAGGAACACAAGGCUGGAGAAUUUGAUUGCAAGACGGAGAGCUAGAAAGUUGUUGGAUAUACAUGUUAGAAAUACAUUAAUGAGACCUGCCACCAGUGACUCUCGGGAUCGUAUUCCUUCCAUAAUAACAGCAAGAAAGAACCAUUUUCUUUCUUCCGGUUCUGAACUGUCACCGAUUCCUGGUUCAGCACCUUCUGUUUUAUUACCAAUGCACAAAAGUCCUUUUGACAUUUCUUUUGACCCAGAAAAGGAGAAGCCCAUUCCUACUGGGGAGAGUUUUGAAAAGGAAAUUCUUGCAGAUCAACAAAAGGAGGCUACAUUUUGCAGACAUGAGAGUUUUGGUCGUAAUACUUUCUCUCCAAUGAAGAAGUCCUUGCAAGAUCGAGCAAAUCAUGAUUUUACAUUUCAUCAUGGGCCUAUUGACAAAAAUGAAAUCUCCAGAGUAGUACAUCAACCAGAAUCUUCUCAUGGAAAUGAGGAAGAUGGGACUGAAGUAAAGCAAAUUGUGCAUGAAAAGAUUAAUGAGAGAUCAAGAUCUUCAUCUUCCUCAGAAGAAGAUAUACCAUUGUCUGGGGCUGACAAAGAUAAACUUUUGAAAUCUCUCUCUUCCCUGGCUCAGAAGGACACAGAUUCAGAAAGAGAUGAAGAAGUUCAUGUUCCAUAUAAUACUGAUAGACUUCUGUAUGAAAAGACUGCAGGCAAUUCCUUUUUCGGUGAGAAGCGCGCGUUGCAUGCUCCUAGCAAUUCUUUAGCCUCAGACCUGCAGGUGGAGGUUUCAGAGGUUGGUUCGCCACAUAGCACCUCAUCAAACGAAAAAUCUAAUAUUUUUGAUGAUUAUGUCAACAAAGAAGUUACAUCUGGCGGUGAAGAUAUGAAUGAAUCAAAUAUGAGGGAAAUAAAUGAAGUGAGUGAGAAAGAUAUCACUGAUGCCGGGGUCUCAAGUACUAACCACAACUUAGAUUCUAAUGCAUCAGACUUGCAACCUGAAAAAGUUGUUCAACAAGAGGAAAGUAGCUCUCACUCGCAACCUUCACACUCAGCUGACAGCAUUCAAGGCCAGACCACUGAUGUUCAGCCAGACCAUCACGCUUCAUCUGAUGCUCCAGAUGCACCUUCAAAAAAUGAUUUAGAAGAUUCAGCAAAAGAAGUGAUAGCUAAUACAUCUACUUUUGAUAAGUUAAAGGAAGCAUAUCCUGAAGAAGUCAAUGUUGUUGAAGAAUCUGUUGUACAUAACAAUGAUGCGAGUGAGAGUUCAAAGUCCCGUGAAGUCAUAGAACCUGAGGCCAUAGCAGGAGUUUCAGCACCAGUUGAGGGAAUCAAUAGUGAAUCCUUAAAAGAAGUUUCUGAUGAAAAAGAUCCAUCCUUGCUACAGGAUAUCCCCACUCAAGAUCGUGAAGAAGGCAAUGCUAGUAGUCAUAAUGACAAAUCAGUGACCAUUGAAAACGAAACACAUUCAAAAUCAGAAUCUGCUAAAGAGUCAGGGAGUGAUGACAAAACCAUUGUUGUUGAAAGUGACUCGACUUUAAUACCAAAUGAAGCAGUCGUUGCUUCAGAACAAGUUGACCUAAAUGGCGAUUCAGGCAAAACUAUGGGUCAUAUGGAAGUUAAGGAACAAUUAGAUCCUCAUCAAGGAGACUUGACCGUAGAAGGCAAUAUCGUUUCCAAUGACAAUGAAACAGCAAAUAGUGCAGCAGAAGAGGACAUAAGACCUGCUAGUGAAGCAACGAAAAAGGAUGACAAUGAAACAAUAAAAAAUAGUGCAGCAGAAGAGACCGCAAGUGAAGCAUCAAAGGAUGACAAUGAAACAGUAAAUAGUGUUCCAGAAGCGAAUGAGAAAGAACCAGCAAGUGUUGAAGAAACAAAGAGUAGGACCUGGAAAUUUUUCUGA